CAGCCCAAGCCUAUUUUUCCACGCCGCUGGAUGUCGAGUCGGAAAACUCGGUUUUCUCGUGGCCCAUCGGGUGGCCGCCGGCGCACGAGUCUGUGCGACACGUCGGUGAGCAAGUUUUGGGCACGAGUGGCAGGGUGUCGGCGCCGAACACCAUGUACCCAAUGAACGUGCCGAGGAAGAUAAAGAGGAUUACAUAGCCGUUGAAGUACAUGGCGAGCAGCAUGGCGAAAUACGCGGCCACAUACUGCACGAUGAAGAACAAGGAGCGCACGAACUGGAUGGUCAUGCGUGUGAGAGCACUGGGUCGUGAAGGCUGCUGCUGCUGCUGCUGCUGCUGUCCAUGCAUGGAAUUGUGAGACCCGUUGACUUUGGCGUUGCCGCUGCCGUCGACGUUGCCGUAGAAGCGUCGCAGACAGUAGCGGUCGUACUCGCGCUGUGCACGGCGUGCGACCUCAAUGGCAAUCAUGAGGAAGAAGAUUCCGAUGAUGCUGCCGGCGAAUUUUCCGUGACUUGUGUUUUGCCAUUGCUUGCUGAUGAAGCAGGUGUUGAUUGUGUCCCAGUUCCACGUCAUAGAAAUUACACAGCUGGGCUUGCUGCUUGUGCUUGUACUCGUGCUGCCCAUGCCGCUCAUGCUGCUCAUCGCCGUCGACGCAGCCGUCAUCGCACUGCUCGUCAUCGACAUGCCCAUGUUCAUGCUCAUGCUCGUCAUGGUUGACAUGGACGACGAGGACGUGGGCAUCGCCAUGUUCAUUGUGCUGCUGCUGCUGCUGGAGGCCGUCGUCGAGCCCAUGUCCAUGCUCAUGCCGGACAUAGACAUGUCCAUGUCCAUAGCCACAUGGCCUUCUUCGUGGUGUAAAUCGUGUUCAAGGAAUUGCUCGCCAAGCUGGACCAGCGCCCGACCCACGUGUGCCCGAAUUGUGUCCAUCUGAUGUUGUUGCUAGAGGCUUGUCGGUUGUGUAUGGCGACCAACAAUUCUGUUUUACCAAGUAUAUGAAAUGAAAGCAGCGGGGGAAAUCCGUUCGCUGCUGGUACUGUCGUCGUUGGAUCUGUUCUUUGUUGUUGCUGGGAAAGGGAACGACUUGGUCCCUGCUGGUUGCCUCGUUUUAUACGAAGCUGGAGCACAAAUGGCGCACGGCCAAAAUGCCUCAGCUGCCUUGCUAGAGAGCAUCGUCCUGUGAGCACCCGGUGGUCAUGAGGUGUCAGCGGACGACCGCUGUAUCGCGUAUUGCUUAAGGGCCUUGACUGGGUCUGCUGUGACUUGUUUCAUUGAGGCUGUACAGCCGGAGCCGGUUUGGAGAUUAGAUGGAUGCCUUAUCAGAUAAACUUUAUUGGCGCACACACCAAUUAACGGAACUCCAAGCGCUUCUUUAAAUCAGAUAUACAGGGACACCCGUUAAAAUGCGUAACAAAACACACAGGUUCGCUGGGAGUCAUUGCAAGGUGCGAGGUGCGCACUGCGUCGCCGAUUAGGCUGACGGGGAUGAAGAACAAAGCGCGAAGAGUUGGCUGACUGGUGGCGCUUGUCUUUGAGCGAAAUGUGCGCCGGGUCACGAAACAAAGCAGCUGUUCAAACAUUCGCUGGUGGCGCCUUGCUUGCGAAGAGUUUGCGUGUGUGUGUGUGUGUGUGUGCUGCUGCUAAGGGGGUUGGGUUCUCUCGUUCGUUUGUGUGUGUGUCCCCCUACAUCGAUAGCUUCAUGAGAUUCUGGCCGGUGGGAAGGAAUUGGUAUGCGAGAAUGAGGUCGAAAAGAACGCUGAAAAGGGGCUCCACGCUCAGCGGCGCACUGAGUGGGAGCUCGUAGUAGAUACCAAGAAGCACUCUUGGCAUGAACGAGCUGCAUAUCACCACAGCUAGCACAUUGCGGUACACACGAGCCUUCGACUUGUCUUUUUCGGCGGAGGCUUCAGCGAAGCGCUUGUAGACGAAUAUAGAGACAAGCACGUAUGUGAGGACUUCGGUGUCGUACUGGAGAAAGUCGGAAACUGUCUGGGCGAUGAAGGACAGAUGGGGAACGCCAUCGCACAUGCUGACAAGCACAACCGCCGCAAGAGGAAAGGACGCGAUUGUCACGCAAAGAGGCAGCUUACGGGGAAUUGGCCGCGUAAUUCCAUAGCCGGCAGCAACAAAGAAGAAUGUGAGACGGCACGUUAUUUGCUGCACUUUGUGUACCGCCUCCACAAGCAUGUACUGCCACGAACUGGAGAAACCCCCCGUGUUUUCGAAAGCCACCACAGCGAGAAGGAGGGCAUCUGCGGAAAGAUUGGCCAGGACAGACCAGUGGAUAGGCGAUGUCAAGUGCCUUCUCUUUACACACAAGCAUAACCAAGUGCAGAAGACAAGCACGAGACCGGACACGAGGCAUCCAACGCCAGCAAUGAUGCCCGUCGAAGGUCUCGUGUCCCGUCUUUCAAAAUUGACAACCUCUAUCAACGUGCAGUUCUCAGCUUGUGAACAAGCAAGACACGUUUCUAAAAAUUGGCUGGACUCAUCUUCUGUGCCAACUCCAUCGACGACUGGCAGCGUCUCGCUGAUUAUGUCGUUUUCGUCAUAGGCAACAAUUACGGAAUUCGAGUCUGAAUUGUUAGUACAGACACCACAAAACGAGUAUUCUAGAGAGUCAAGACAGCAGGAAAAAGAUGGAGGACGUAAAGCACCACCAAGUGUCUCUGUACUUGGAUCUAAAUCAAUUCCGUCAAGAGAACUGUCCGCUCGUGCACGCGAAAACGUGCACAAACACGCAAUUAGACGUAUCAAUGGCAGACGCAUAGAAAGCUGUGAGACUGGUUCUUGGUAAGUGGAACACGACGAUGGAUGGGAAAAUAAAGAGAAUUCCCCUGUUGCUCCACGUCACAGCGGAACCAGAAUCCGCUGCAGCGUCUGUUGAGAACAAAGCGAUCGGCUAGACUGCACGUGCGGGCAUUUGCGACAAUUGCAAGACGAAUGAGAGGGUGAAGCGACGCAUUGGGAUGGUCGCCAACUACUGUUUGGGCGACUAGUGAUUGGUUUGGGUUGGUUCGGUGAAGAGACGAGAGGAGAGGAGAAGAGAGGAGAAGAGAAGAGAGAAGACUUGAAUACGAAAGCUUUACACGGUGUUCAGAUUGUCUACCUUACUGGGCUCGUGAAUAGAAGCUAGUGCUUCAGCAGCAUCCUACAGCACGAACAGCAUCCUUACUACUAAUGCACGAAAUCCCCAUCCUCACUCUCUGCCAGAACCUCGUUCAAACACACUACACUCCGUUAAUCCGUUUACAGACGCACUGUCAAUCACUAUUACUGUUUAACGACUCUCGCACCACCGUACUACACUCCUUAGCACCUCACUAAUGCCGCUUAACGAACCACUGCGAGCGUCAUUCUUUCUCCCUCGCCCUCCCUCAGCGGCUCCAUUCCUGUUUCUGCUUACAACUGCACCAUGUCGACGGCGCUGGAAGAAGAGCGCGAAAUUCUCGAGUCCAUUUACCCGGACGAGCUGCAGCUCGUGAACGAACGGACUUUUCGAAUCACUCAGACAAUUUUGCCCGAGGAAUCGCACCUUGAAGAAGAAGUGUCGGUCAUUUUCACGGCCACUUGCGGCGAUGAAUACCCCGAGGUAGUCCCCGAGUUCACCAUCGAAUACGAGCCGUCUUCGGUGUUAGAAGACACCGACAAAGACCGAGUUGUCGCCCUUGUUAAACAAAAUGCGGAGGAAAACAUUGGCAUGGCAAUGCUCUUUUCGUUAUGCUCUAUACUGAAGGAGGAAGUGAUUGCCAUGUUGGAAGAAAAGCAUCAGGCGGAGGAACGCCGCAUUGAAGCUGAGAAGCAGCGACAACUUGCUGCCGAGAACAAAAAGUUCCAAGGCACUCCCGUCACCCGUGAAACAUUCCUGGCUUGGAAGGAGAAGUUUGAUGUUUGGCGUAAGGAACAGGAACGGUUGCAACAAGAGAAGCAACUUAGCGAUGCCCUCUCUGCCGCCUCUUCCGCCGCGGCUCGCAAAGCCAUCCUUGAAACAAAGAUGACCGGUCGCGAGCUAUUCGAAAACAAUCUCGUCAAACUCGAUGACGGUGAGGAGCCCGACGAAGUUGAUGCAGCAGCUUAAAAAGAAUGACGCCUGCGAAGAAACCUUCCCAGAGGUUCUCUCUCUCUCGCAUUCUUAUGCAAACAAUGAAUGCGCCAAGCCGAUGAUCACUCUCACUCCUCCAAUCCUUACUUUUUUUUGUUAAUAAAAACACAUGUUGGCCAACUCUACCUCACCCGUACACUCCAAGCUCAAUCGUUCAAAAGAAACGUUUAUUAGAAAAAAACAAAAACCAGUGCAAACAAUUAGUAAAGUUUCGACAUGCUUAAACAGCGAAACAAGAGGAUCAACUCUGCCAAUUGAUAAGUAUACAUCUCUUCAGCAAAGGAACAAAGCACUAGCAAAGCAUAAAAGAAAGGUGAGAUAGAAACAAAUAUAGGUAUGCAACAGCUCCCAUGCACUCUGUGUAAACACGAGCGAACGCAUGCGCGAACGUGUGUGAGCAUAUGGUUGUGUAUGAAAAACUCCAAAAAUCCAAAGACAACAGUUUUUUCUUUUAAAUUGUAAAAAAUGCAUGUUUUAUAAAGGCCGGGAUGGCAAGUGAAUACCUCCUAACACGUUACAGUCUUGCUGAACGCAUAUUCUAUUAAUUGGGCAUGUAGGACGCACCGCCGUUUAAGGGUGCGUUGCCGUACAUCACAUUGCUCACGGGGACGCCAGCGUUCAUUCCCGUAGCCGCCAACAAGCCAUUUUGAAACUCUGCGGUCGACAUUGCCGGAGGCAUCAUUUGCAUGGGAUCCAUUGCACCCAUGCUUGACAUCGUUGGCACAUCUUGCGGCGGCAUCGAAGGCGUGUUACUUUCGCUGCUGUACGAUGCCAUGGAUGCGGUCGGCGACGUCUUCGACUGUCGGAAUCGCCGCCGGCGUGAAAUCUUCUCUUUGCGAAGAUUGACGGGACGGUUCUGGCCAUGCAAGCGAGCAUACAGGCCACAUGCAUUGCAAACUGUUUGUCCUUGUGGACUCUUUCUCCACAACGAUGUUUUUUUAGUUUGACAAUUGGUGCACACCAAACCGGCAUUGUCCUUGUUGUGGGCAGGCUUCGUGCGAGGCAACAAAGGACGCAUAAUACCAUAUUGUUUGGCGUACAGACCACAUGCAUUACACAAGAAAUGCUUGCGGUCCGGAGUGCGACGCCACAAAGGUGUGUGAGUAACUUUACAAUUGAAACAAAUGUUAUCACGGGUCUUGCGCCGCCGGGAGGGGUUGCUUGAAGCGCUAUUCUGUAUUGCGUUAUCCUCGGACUUUGGAGCUCCCUCAUUCUCUUCAGCGGUGUCCUUUUUCAUUCCCAUGUUCGGUUGCGGCACAAUGGGAUAUGUCGGAGACAAUUGGCUGGGAUCGCUACCAAUCGCAGGAGAGCGCAUUGGUGCAAAGUUCAUCUGACGCUGCUGCUGCUGCUGUUGCUGCUGCAUUUGCACAUUCUCGUUAGGGAGAAGUAGGGAGGAGCCUGUGUUAGGCAUAUAGCCGUUCGACAAAGAAGGAUUAUACAGUGCGGAGUUCACCAACUCUGGCGAAUCGUAGCUUUGAAGCACAUUCUCAAAUGCGAACACGGAGUCCAGCGAAGCAGCGGACUCGGAAAGGCUAGGAAGAGAUGCAAUGCUCUCCUGCAUGUUCAAGGGAUAACCGAUGGUGGCUUGCUCGCCGUAAGGUGAACAAGCAACAUUCACAUCGCCAAUACUCUUAGAGUUGGUAUUUUGCGAGAACCCUUGGUUUGCAGGGACAGGAGCAGUUGGAACAACACCCAUGUUUGGAGAAUAAGCGCUACCGUUCGAAGAUGCCAUGUUGCCGAGCAAGGCAUUUUGGCAUUCGCGGUCAGUUUGCGGAAACAAACUGAGCUGCGCAUUCUCUAAAUUAGAGUCGCCAUUGAACAGCAACUGCAGAGGCGUAUCAAGAGCCGCAGACGAAGGCGUGUUGAGAUGGGUGAAGGGUGGUGUCUUCUCAGGCGCAUUCAGCAUCAGCAUAGAGCUAACUUCAUCCGAAUAGACAUCUGAGAAUUGCUCUUGCCGCCAGAUUGGUGUUUGGGAGGAGGAUUCCGAAAUUGGCACACUGCCAAAAU
Molecule: messenger RNA, 6104 nt
Organism: Schizosaccharomyces japonicus yFS275
Lineage: Eukaryota; Fungi; Ascomycota; Schizosaccharomycetes; Schizosaccharomycetales; Schizosaccharomycetaceae
Product: RWD domain-containing protein
Exons: 4
Coding region: 3411-4073 (220 amino acids)
Source: RefSeq, a predicted model, not a curated record